Caenorhabditis angaria is the source of this 13712-nucleotide messenger RNA. The record is from the annotation of a GenBank genome assembly. Lineage: Eukaryota; Metazoa; Nematoda; Chromadorea; Rhabditida; Rhabditidae.
AUGCUUAGCACAUUAGGCUUCCUGAUUCAUGGAAAUGAAAAACCAAAACGACUCAAAGAUCUAACCUGUCUAUACAUGAUCAAUAAAAAUCAACCGAUUCGCGAUGAAAACGACAAACCACUAUCAAUCAAUGAUCUCAAGACGGAACUCAAAAAUCGCGUGGAAAUCCUGAAUCUUUCGAAUUUCCAAGUGAUAAUCGAUAAAGUUAUUGAGAAGCUUGAAGAAAUGGACGACUCAAUUUGUUAUUUUGUUCUGGUUUCAACGUUUUAUUUGAGUGAUUCGAUUUUUGAGGAGAGUUUGAAGGAAAUGUCGGUGAAUCAAGGAUUAAUGAAUCAUAAUUUUGAAUAUAAAUUGUAUUCCGAGUUACUGGAAAACUCUAAGAAUAUACCGAAAUUGCCGUGGGAUAUUUCAAAGGUCCUAAACCCUACAGAACUCGCAAAAUUGCCUCCGGAACAGCAAAUUUUCGAAAAUCCCAUCAUUCCAAUUGAUAAUUGGGGGCUAAUCUCUGCAGAAUAUCGAAAAAUCUUGAAAACCGAAGAACUUUUGAUAAGUGCCCGUGAAAAUCAAUCAAUAAUAUUUUUCCAUUUGGAAAACGCGCAAUUUUUUGCAAAAUUAUUGGAAAUGUAUCGAGGAAAAUCGUCGGAUUUAUUCCAAAUUAAUGAUAAAAAACACUUUUAUUUGGGGAAUUUGUGUCGAGUUGAGGAAUGGAAUUUGACAAUGACCAAGACGAUUUUGGCUAAACAUUUGUUUUUGGCGAAUUUGUGAGUUUUCUGGGGCAAAGUUAGCCUAACUUUCUAUGCUGCAAAAGCUAAGCUAAAAAUUUGAAUUUUUAAAAAUCCCGCCUAAUUUUCAAUGGAGCGCAUUUGCAAAAAAAUCGAAUUUUACAUGUUUCGAGGGUGAAAUUCGGCGGGAAAUUUGAAUUUUUAUAGUUUUCGGCUCAAUUUUGAGCAUUUUGGGAUCAUCUAAAAAUUUGAAUUUCCCAAUAUUCCCGCCGAAUUCUCAAUGGAGCGCAUUUGCAAAUUUUCGACCUAAAAUUUGAAUUUUUCAGACUUUCCGACACCCGUCAAAACCUCGAAGCCCUCUUCAACCCAAUUUCCGAAAAUCCCAUCCGAAAGGCUAUUCAAAACUUCCUGCGCGAAGAAUUCCAGCAAUUUUCCGAAAAUUUGUUUGAAAUUUUCUCUGAAAAUUCUGAAAAUAUGAAUCGACAUCGAAAAUGCCAUGAAAUUUAUGAAUUCGCCAGAGGAUUCUAUCACGUUUUGAAGGAUUUUGUGAAGAUUUUGAAGAAUUUGAAUGAUUUUAGUGUGAGUUUUGGAAAAAAACUAUAAAAAUUCAAUUUCCCGCCAAAUUUGACCCCGGGAACUUGAAAAAUUCAAAUUUUAGCUCUAAAAUUAGCAAAUGCGCUCUAUUGAGAAUUUUGCGGGAUUUUUGAAAAUUCAAAUUUUCAGAUGCCUAAAAUUAAGCCGGAAACUAUAAAAAUUCAAAUUUCCCGCCAAAUUUAACCCCGGGAACAUAGAAAAAUUCGAAUUUUAGCUCUAAAAUUUGCAAAUGCGCUCCAUUGAGAAUUUGGCGGGAUUUUUUGGAAAUUCAAAUUUUUAAAGGAGCCAAAAACUGUAAAAAUUCAAAUUUCCCGCCAAAUUUAACCCCGGGAACAUGAAAAAUUCAAAUUUGAUUUCAAAAAUCAGCCAAUUUCCAGCCAAUAGAUCUAAAUGAGAUGUCAUUUGUUGGAAGUCGAUUUGCAGCUUUGGAAUCAGCGAGAAAGAUCUGGAAACGAUUCAAUUUGAUAUUAAUUCAAUUUAUUGUCAAAAAAUGUGCGGAAAUGUUGACUUCACCGGAAGCCGAGCUUUUUGAUUUGCUGGUCGAUGAAGGAGAUUCGAAAUUGAUUAGAGAUCGUAAGCGAGCGACGCGAGUCACGAGUGUACCCGCAAGCUUCCGCGUCAGCGGCACUGUCUUCCGCGAAGCGGUCACGCGGAAUACUGGCUUGGGAUAUCUUACAAAUAUUCAGUAAUCCACGUGGCCGCUGAAGCGGAAGAUAGUGCCGCUGUCGCGGAAGCUUGCGGUUCACACUCGCUAGGCUCGAGCAGAGAAGCCGCGAGUGUAGACCGCAAGCUUCCGCGUUAGCGGCACUGUCUUCCGCAAAGCUGCCACGCGGAUUACACGGCUGCUGCGCGGAAGCUUGCGGUCUACACUUUCUCAAGCUUCCAGCCCAAAUUAUUUUUCAAAGUUUGGAGAAUUUUUGAACAAAAUCUAGGCGAUUUACGAACAAUCAAUCAAAAAUCUUAAAAAUUGAAAAUAAAAUAUUGAAUUUUUGAAACAGUAAUUUUUUUCAACUUUUAAAAUUGAGGUCAACCUUUGUGACCCUAAAAUAAGGCCUUAACCUUGAUUGUUAAGGUUUUUCGGACUUCUUUAGUUUUAGCGUCAAAAAUAGGCUUAGACCAGACCAUAAGCUUGAUUUUGGAGUUAGGCUAAGCUUAGUGGCCAUUUCAGAAAGUAAUCAAAAUUCUAUGAAAGGGAAAAAAUAUAUUUUGAAUUUUUGAAACAGUGAAAUUUUAUGAGUAAAACAAUUUUUUGAAAAACCUCCAAAAAUUAGGUUUCAAAAAUAUUUGAAAUUAAUAUUAUUGUUCCCAUAAUUUUCCAAAUCUACAGUAUCCUUGGUCUACAGUACUCUCUAAAAAUUUGGCCAAAUCUACAGUAACCUAGCUUGUUUGGACUCAUUUUAAAGCUCUUGAAAUUCUCUGUGAGCUGAAAUUUACAGUACUUUUUCGCCAAACCUACAGUAACCCAGCCUUAUUCCAGCAAGUGUUUGGCAACGCCUAAAUCCACUAUCAAUGGAGCAAAGUCGAUGUAUUGAUCGAAAUCUAUCAAACCGAAUUGUCGACCUUAUCAUCUCUUAUCGAUUUUUUGUGAAUGACAAGAAAAAUGAGGAGAGAAAUGAGCUGGAAUUAGUAAGCCCCGCCCCCUUUUUUGGCUGAAAAUCGGCUGAAAAUCAUUUUUUUUCUUCAGUUUUCUAUCACUCCAUGUUUCGAAUCAACAAUUGAUGAGAUUAUGACAUCAUUUGGCCCCGAAAAUCCACCAGAACUCGAAAAAUCGCUGGAAUUAUUGAUGAGAAAAUUGCCGACGACUGAGAUUGUUGAAAAAUAUUCGAGGAAGAUUCUGGCGAAAUCGAUUAGGUUUUUCGAUUUUCUGAAACAGUUUUUCACGCAGCCACAUAUUCAUGGAAAAUCUAUGUGAGUUUGGUUUUGGGGCUCGAGCGGAGCGAACGCAAGCUUCCGCGCAGCGGCCACGCGGACUUGGGAAACUUACAGUAAUGGCCGCUUCGCGGAAGAUCGUGCCGCUGCGCGGAAGCUUGCGGUCUACACUCGCUCCGCUCGAUUCGAUAAAAAAAUUUAAUCAAAAUUUUAAAUAAAAUUUUUGAAACAGUAAAUUUUUUUAGGAAAAAAAAUCAAUAAAUACCGAAUUUUCUCAAGAAUUUGAAUAUUUUGGACCUGAGCUUUAGGUUUAGGUUUUUGCUUAGCCUACGGUUUAGCCUAAGCCCAUGUCCUAAAUUUGGACUUAGUCUAAAUCCAGGUUUUUUUUCAAUUGCCACGUCAUAGUGCAAGUUUCUCAAAUUGAAAUUCUUCCAUUAUCAAAUUUUUUUGAUAGCCAAUUUAGAUGAUCGAAAAAAUAAUUUGAAAACUAAAAUUAUUUGAUUUUUGUGAAACAGUGAAUUUUUCAUCGAAGAAAAUUUAUAAUUUUGUGAAAAUCGAAAAGGCAGAAGUCAAUCAAAAAUGUAAUAUUUGGUAUAAAAUAAUAUAACAUUUUUGAAACAGUAAAUUUUUUUUCGUGGAGAAAAAUGUGUGAAUAUCGAAUUGCCACGUCAUAGUAAACGAGAAUAACUUUCAAAAAACUUUUAAUAACAAGGAAGAAUCGAAAAAAUAAUUUUGAAAACUAAACUUAUCAAAUUUUUGAAACAGUGAAAUUUUUUAUUGAAAAUUUAGUGAAUUCUGAAGCGUAUAAGUAUUUUGAAGCUAAGAAAACUUAACGAAAUAAUCGAAAAAAUAAUUUUGAAACAGUGAAAUUUUCAUAGAAGAAAAAAUUUAUAAUUUUUGAACAAUUUUUCGAAAUGUUGAAAAGUCGUAAAAUGUAAUAUUUGAUAUUUAUAAAAUAAUAUAAAAAUUGUGAAACAGUGAAAUUUUUUGGGAAAAAAAUCAAUGAAUUCCAAAUUUUCUCAAGAAUUGGAGUAUUUUGGACCUGAGCUUUGGGUUUAGGUUUUUUCUAAGCCUAAGGUUUUUGCUAAGCCCAUGUCCUAAAUUUUGACUUAGCCUAAAUCCAGGUUUUUUUUCCAAUUGCCAGAAGUUUCUCAAAUUAAAAUUCUUCCAAUAUUCAAAUAGGAAUUAUCGAUAAAAUAAUUUUGAAAAUUAAAAUUAUUUUAAUAUUUAAAAAUAUUAAAUUUAAAAAUUUUCGAAAGAGUGAAAAAAAAAUCAAAAAAAAAAUUUUUGGCAUAAAUUGUCCAAAUAAUCGAAAAAUAAUUUGAAAACUAAAAUUAUUGAAUUUUUGAAACAGUGAAUUUUUUUCUGAAAAAACCAUAAUUUCAUUGACAGCAAAUUCAAAAAUGUUUCCAAAUAAUAUAAAAAAUUUUGAAACAGUAAAACAAUCUGUGAAUUCCAAAUUUUCUCAAGAAUACAAAUAUUUUGGACCUGAGCCUUAGGCUUUUGCUAAGCCCAAAAUUCGGCCUAAACUCUGCGCCAAGCUUAGGUUUUGAUAUUUAUUUCAUUCACGUGAAUUUAAAACAAUCGAAAAAAUAAAUUUGAAAACUAAACUUAUCAAAUUUUUGAAACAGUGAAAUUUUUUCGGAAAAAAUCAGUAAUUUUCCAAAUUUUCACAAGAAGUAUUUUGGGUCCUGCCACGAUUUUAGAGGUAUUUAAAGGUGCAUAAGCUUGAAAAUCGUGUCAGGACCAAAUUUCUGAUGAAAAAUUGAAUAUUUUCGGUCCUACCACGAUUUUUAAGGGGUUUAAAGGUGCAUAAGCUUGUUGUGCAUUGGAAUCUGCUGCUGUAGCGAUAAAAUAAGAUUGAAAACUAAAAUUAUCUAAUUUUUGAAACAGUAAUUUUUUUAUCUAUAAAAAAUUUCCAGCUCAAACCUGGACGUGGCAAAAUACGAAAAAUACGGCUUCGAACGCGAAUUCCUUCAAGCAAUCUCCUAUGAUUUCCGAAGCACAUUCGAUGAUUGUCGAUUUGGAAUCGCGCCAAAAGAACCUCUCAAUGUUUAUACAACUGAAAGUGUGGCUUUUGUUUAUUCGCAAGUUUUUACCAUUUUGAAUAUGUUGAAGAAUGCGAUGGAUGCGAUUAUUGAGGUGAGAAGUCAGGCUAAGUUCUAGAGGCCUAAAAUAAGUUGCUAGAUACUGUAGGUGCUGGAAAUUUCAAGAGCUUCAAAAUGACUCCAAAUACACCUACUGUAGAUCAAUUUUUGGCAAAUCUACAGUAAUCUAGGCUUGUUUGGACUCAUUUUGAAGCUCCUCGAAAAAACUUUACUGUACCUUUAAAAUUACCUGACCUACAGUAAUCUUGGGCGAUUUUUGCAGACUCGAAGAUGUGACACUUUUCAACGUGAACCUCGACUACGAUAUUCGAUUUUUCACAUGAAUGAUGUGGUUUUUACGAUCAGGAAAAAUAUUAUGGGAUUGGUUGAAGCUGCUUAUGUUGAUAUGAAGGUAGGCCUAAAAUUUUGGAGAGAUUUUUUGGGUGUGGAAAAAUUUACUGUUUCAAAAAAAUAAAAAUAAAAAAAUAAAAAAUGAACAAAUAUUCACCAACCAAAAAUUAGUCAAAAAUUAAUUCAGAAAAAUUCACUGUUUCAAAAAUUUUUGAAGUGUUUUUUUGAAAAUAUUGAUUUGGCCAAUUUUUGAGCCCUAAUUAAGUUCAAUAAAAUUUACUGUUUCAAAAAUUGUAGAAGAGUUUUUCCGAAACUUUUUGAUAUUUAUGAUUGUCUAUGUAUUAUGAGGUGAGUCAUAAAAAUAAAGUGACAAAAAAGUGCGAUUAAUUUCACGUUUUUUUGUCAAUUAAUCGCCUUCAUUUCUGAAAACAUGCGAUUAAUUGACAAAAAACGUGAAAUUAAUCACACUUUUUUUGUCAAUUUAUUUUUAUGACUCACCCCAUUAGGUUCAAAAAUAUUUAAAAAAAAAACAAAAAUUUACCAAAAAAAAUCAGUCAAAAAUUAAUCCAGAAAACUUUACUGUUUCAAAAUUGUAGAAGUUUUUUUUUUGAAAUUUUGGGUUUGAUUAAAAUUAAUGAAACAGUAAAAAAAUUAAUUUUUUAGCCAAAAUUUUAACAAACAGAAAUAUAAAAAUUUAGAAAAAUUUACUGUCUCAAAAAUUGUAUAAUUUUUUGUUGAAAAUAUUGAUUUGAUUUGUUGCUUCAAUGAGCAAGUUGUAAAAAAAAUUAAAAAUUAAUUCAGAAAAAAUUACUGUUUCAGAAAUUCCAGAAUUUUUUUUUGGAAUUAUUGAUUUGAUUCCGUAAAUCUAUGUGUUCUGGAAAACGUUUUUGAAAAUUCUGAAUUUUUUUUGUGGUGAAAAUUGGUUUUUUCUACGAAUUUUCUACGAGUAAAGUUUUUUUGAAUUUUGAAAAAUUAAAUUGGAAAAAAAAUUCCUGAUUAAAAAUUUUGUAGAGUUCAAAAAAUAGAAAAAUUCACUGUUUCAAAAUUUUUAUUAGAGUUUUUUCAAGAUUUUUUGAUCUGAUGCAUAGUUUUUUAUUAUAGCCAAAUUUUUUACGAAGAAAAAAUAAGAAAAAAUUCGGAAAAAUUCACUGUUUCGAAAAUAAUAUAACUUUUUUGUGGGAAUUGUUCAUUUGGUCUUUUAAUCAAUGAUGAGUGGAAAAAAAAAUCAAUUUUUGACCCCAAAUUUAGUUCAAUAAAAUUCACUGUUUCAAAAAUUUAAUAACUUUUUGUUGAAAAUAUUGAUUUGAUUUGUUGCUUAACUGAGCAAGGUGUUGUAAAAAAUCAAAAAUUGAUUCAGAAAAAUUUACUGUUUCAGAAAUUGUAGAAGUUGAAAAUAUUAAUUUGAUUUGAUGCUUCUGCGAUUUUGUGAACAAUCAAAAAUUAAUUCAGAAAAAAAAUAACUUUCAAAAAAUUAAAAAAAAAUUUUAUUGGAAUUAUUGAUUUGAUACCAUCACACAAAGUAUUUUAGAAAACGUUUUUUUAUUUCUGAAAUUUUUUGUGGUGAAAAUUGGUUUUUUCUACGAAUUUUCUAAGAGUAAAGUUUUUUUGAAUUUUGAAAAAUUAAAUUGGAAAAAAAUUCCUGAAUAAAAAUUUUGUAGAGUUCAAAAAUAUGGAAAAAUUUACGUUUCAAAAUUUUUAUUGGAGUUUUUUGAAGACUUUGAUUUGAUAAUCAAUGUUUGGGCAUAAAAAAAUAAGUCAAAAAUUAAUUCAGAAAAAUUCACUCACAGGCAUAAAUUUCUGACUUUUUUCUUAUCGGCUCCGCCCCCUGCCACGAUUACACGUUUCACGUUUUUAAAAUAGUUUUUUCGUUUUCAUCUUUUUUUCUUCACUAAAUUUCGAAAUGCAAAAAAUCAGAAAUAAUUAUUGCUUGAAAAAAAAACGUGCCGCACCUAGCAAAAUAAAUCCCGCCUCCCUAUUCACGCGAGAAUUUGUUUUCUCUGCGACAUUCAUUUCUGAAUUAAAAAAGUCAAGAAUUUAUGCCUGUGUCACUGUUUCAACAAUGUUAUAACUUUUUUGUUGAAAAUAUUGAUUUGAUUGCACCUCAGUUCGUAUUUUCGUUUUUUGAAAAUUCUGAAAUUUUUUGUGGUGAAAAUUGGUUUUUUCUACGAAUUUUCUGAAAAAAAAAUUUUGUAGAGUUCAAAAAAACAGAAAAAUUUACGUUUCAAAAUUUUUAUUAGAGUUUUUUCAAGAUUUUUUGAUCUGAUGAUUAAUUUUUAAUGUUAGCCAAAAUGUUUACCAAGAAAAAAUAAGAAAAAUUCACUGUUUCAAAAAUUUUAUAACUUUUUUGUGGGAACUAGUGGACCCAGGGCGCUAUGCCUAAACUUGUUCAAUCACCACCUGGCCAAAAUCAUCUGCUCAUUUAGUGAACAGAUCAAUUUUUUAUUGUUUAGAACGAUUGGGUCAUGUCGUUUUAAGACAAAGCCCAAGCCUUGAGACCUCAUUAGAAAUGUUUUUUAGACAAAGACUGGACCGAAAGGUCUUUUUAGAAAGCUUACUCGCCCGGGAACUCAAAUUAGCUCGAGAAAUAUUCUUCAAUUUAAAAAUCAAAAAAAGCGCAAAAGCUGCAAAGACCGUAAUGCAAUCGUGCACAUAAAUAUUUUUGUCAGCUUUCCAAUUUUCCAACCAGAUUCUGUAGAAUCACUCCGUUGAAAAAUUAUAUUCAUUUUUCUUGGGAAUGCGGAAAGAGAAAUUUCGGGGAUCCGGAUUGCUGAGGAACCACAUUAUGAAGGAAUUCAUCUUAUUUUUAUAAUAUUUAUUGACAAAAAAAACAACAUAAAGUUAAAAUUACCAAUAUAUUGCAUGGUCCAGUCGAAAAUGGAGGCGAUUGAGUUGGCAUCUAAAUAAUUUGGAAUGUUAAUAUGAAAACAUGCAAGUUAUCCGCGUCAGCGCGAAUUUUUAUGAAUAAUUUGUAAGGAUGCGAUUCGUGAAUUUGCAAAUUCGAAAUAUGGCGGUUUUACCUUGGAAAGGUUCUCUUUUACCCUUGUGCCACCCCCUCCCCUCCACUCUCCCAGAAAAGUUACUCACCUCUUUACCAAAAAGUGACAAAUCAAUUUCGACCUCAUCCUGUGCUCCAAUCAACGUCAUAUCCGACAAAUUCAAAGUGGCACCCUUCAAGAACAAUUGUCUUCCCGUCCGUCAACCUGCCAUCCAACGCAGCCAAUCGCUCCUUCUCCGCACUCUCAUUUGCCGCCUUCCGCUCCGCAUCGAAUUUCUCCUUCCAAGCGCGUAAACUCUUCGGCGUCACAACAUUUCCCUACUUUUUGCUCGAUUUCGAGCAACCUCCGCCUUUUCAAAUUUAAUAAUUCCUCAAUUUCUUCUUGCAUUGCUAUCUAUCGCAAAUACCAUAGCCAUACACAAAUUCUCUUCAGCAACCGCUUUCAUUUUCUCAAUUGCCUCGAAAUUUCGAAAAUCCGAGUAACCUCAAAUUUCUCAUCAAUUCCAUCAAUUGUUGUUUCAGGAAUCCCUUCCGGAUAAUUCUCAGUGAAUUUUAUACUUAAUUCAACUGUAAAAUCAUCAUUUCCAGGUUCACCAAACUGCAAAAAGUUUACAUGAUUUCAAUUUAACAAAUAAAUUGAAGCAAAAACUUACUUGAUUUGAUUUCAGUGUUAUUUGUAGGCUGAUUUCUGGAUGUUCUCGAUUCAGAAUUCCCCUUCUGUAUAAAUUGCUUCGAGCUCUUCCAAUUCUUGCUCAUGCUGUUCUGAAGCUGAGUUGAACGGCAGCCUCCAGAUCGCAACCUCGGCGAAAAAAGAGAAAAAACGAAAAAAAAGAGAAAAUGAAAAACAUUUGAGCAGCGCGUCACAUCGCGAUGAGACCCAAACGAACAAUUCGUCCUCCCUUUAAUCUACGAUCUGUUGAGAAAAAUUGGCAAGCUGCCCAAAAAAAAUGUGUGCAAGUUUGCGUCAUGGUGUUCAUUGCGGACAGCGAAGAUUCAUUUUUUUUGAGCGUUUUUUUAUAGGGAAGAUUUUAUAACUUUUUUGUGGGAAUUGUUCAUUUGGUCUUUUAAUCAAUGAUGAGUGGAAAAAAAAUCAAUUUUUGAGCCCAAAUUUAGUUCAAUAAAAUUCACUGUUUCAGAAAUUGUAGAAGUUUUUUUUUGGAAUUUUGAAAAAUUAAAUUGGAAAACAAUUUCUGGAUAAAAAUUUUGUAGAGUUCAGAAAAUAGAAAAAUUUACGUUUCAAAAAUUUUAUUAGAGUUUUUUGAAGACUUUGAUUUGAUAAAUAAUUUUUGAGCUGAAAUAUUUGCAAGCAAAAAAUAAGAAUAUAUUCAGAAAAAUUCACUGUUUCAAAAAUUUUAUAACUUUUUUGUUGAAAAUAUUGAUUUGAUUUGAUUCUAUUUUGCGUUGUAAAAAAAAUCAAAAAUUAAUUCAGAAAAAUUCACUGUUUCAAAAAUUUUAUAACUUUUUUUGUUGAAAAUAUUGAUUUGAUUUGAUUCUAUUUUGCGUUGUAAAAAAAAUCAAAAAUUAAUUCAGAAAAAAUUCACUGUUUCAAAAAUUUUAUAAGAGUUUUUUCAAGAUUUUUUGAUCUGAUAAUCAAUGUUUGGGCCUAAAAAAUAAGUCAAAAGUUUAUUCAAAAAAUUUACUGUUUCAAAAAUUUUAGAAGUUUUUCUUUUGGAAUUAUUGAUUUGAUCCCAUCGCAUAACAUAUGCUGGAAAACGUUUUUUUUUUAAUUCUGAGAAUUUUGCUGAAAAUUGGUUUUUAUACGAAUUUUCUACGAUUAAAGUUAUUUUGAAUUUUAAAAAAUUAAAUUGGGAAACAAUUUUGUAGAGUUCAAAAAUAUGGAAAAAUGUACGUUUCAAAAUUGUUAUUAGAGUUUUUUGAAGAUUUUUUGAUCUGAUUAAUUUUUGUGCCUAAAUUUUUACAAACAAACAAUAAGUCAAAAAUUAAUUCAGAAAAAUUCACUGUUUCAGAAAUUGUAGAAGUUUUUCUUUGGAAUUUUGGGUUUGAUACCAUCACACAAAGUAUUUUGGAUAUCGUUUUUGAAAUUUCUGAAAUCAUUUGUGACGAAAAUUGGUUUUUUCUAUGAGUAAAGUUUUUUUUUGAAUUUUGAAAAAUUAAAUUGGAAAAAAAAUUUCUGGAUAAAAAUUUUGUAGAGUUCAGAAAAUAGAAAAAUUUACGUUUCAAAAAUUUUAUUAGAGUUUUUUGAAGACUUUGAUUUGAUAAAUAAUUUUUGAGCUGAAAUAUUUGCAAGCAAAAAAUAAGAAUAUAUUCAGAAAAAUAAAGAAAGAAAGAAAGAAAGAAGGGAGAAAUUAAGAAAUAAUAUAAGUUUAGAAAGAAAGAAAAAACAGAACGCAAGUGAACCGUUUCGACCUUUUCAUCAGACGGUAAAGAGGAGGUCUCAUCAGUGAUGCCUCUUUUGCUGGACCUUAUGUAAAAAUUCACUGUUUCAAAAAUUUUAUAACUUUUUUGUUAGAAAUAUUGAUUUGAUUUGAUGCUUCUGCAAUUUUGUAAAAAAUCAAAAAUUAGUUCAGAAAAUCUCACUGUUUCAAAAAUUGAAUACGUGUUUUGUUGAGUUUUUUAUUUGAUUCCAAUAAAAUAUUAUUCUGAAUAUAGUUUAAAAAAUUGAAAAUGUUGAGUGAAAACUAGAUUUUUUUCGAAUUCUGAAUUUUGUAGUGAAAAUUUACCUAAAAAUUAAAUGUAAACAUUUGAUAUGAAAAAUCCGGAUGAAAAUUACGAAUUGAUUUUUGACACAAAAAAUACGGUGAAAUUAAUUCAGAAAAAAUUCACUGUUUCAAAAAUUGAAUAAUUUUUUCGUCGAAUUUAUCGAAAGAUUCGAUUUUUCUAAUUUUUGAGCUCAAAUAUUUGAAAACAAAAAAUAAAAAUAAAUUCAGAAAAAUUCACUAUUUCAAAAAUUUUAUAAUUUUUUUGUUGAGGUUUUUGUUUUGAUUCCAAGCACGUUCUCGGGAAAAGAACCGCAAUUGUGGCAGCAUUUGUCGCAGCGCUGCAGCAUCUUUUUGUCGCAACACAUGCGCCGGAGUUGCGACAAAACUUGCAACUGUUGCGUCAAAUGUUGCGGAAAUGGGCGCAACUCCGGCGCAUGUGUUACGGUGCCGCAGAGCUGCGACAAAUGCUGCCACAGUUGCGGUCAGUUGCGGUUCUUUUCCCGAGGUCUUUUUUUUUACAAAUUAUCAUGUAGAAUUCACUGUUUCGAAAGCUGACCUAGUAGAGGCAGGAUAAAAAUAUCCGAUUUUUCAUCAGAAAUCGGGUCCUGACAAGAUUUUUAAAGAAAUAGACAACUUUUAAGCUACGGUUCAAAACAGGCCAAAAUUACUUUUUUCAUACUAUUUUUAACACAUCUGCAAAGGGAGAACUCUCAAAACUCACUCUAACCCCUUUUUGAAGCAAAAGAAAAAAAUUAAAAAACCCUCGUUUGAAAAUAAAAAAAUUGCCGCGAUUGUGUGAGCGCAGCGUCAUGCGGAGUCUUGUUGUUUUACUUUUAUUUUUUUUGGUUUGUGGAAAGCAAGAAACCUAAAGAAACCGAAUAAAAAAUUGGAAAAAUCUAGCAAAUUUAUUGAAAGGAACAUUUUACAUAACAUUUGAGUGAAAAUUUGAGCAAAGAAAUUUUUGGAUAGGCUCCGAAUCUUCAAAAAUUGGCGAAUUUCUGAAAAUCGCAGAAUUCCGGGAUGUUUUUGGCGAAUCAUUACUUUGUUAAGGCUCCAAAUCCAUUAACACAGCACAUUGAAGUUGUUCUCUGAAAUUAACAAUAAUUAAAUCAGUUUCAGAUUCAUUUUUCAAUAAAACUUUGAAUUUUGAUGGGCUCACAGCCAAAAUCGUUACAAAACUAACAAUUAAAGUUGUUAUUUGUUCGAUUCUGCCUAGAGUCACUAUAAUCUAGCAUAAAAGUUUGACAAAAAACUCACCAAACGUCAAAAAACGACUUGAAUUGAGAAUUCCAUCGAAAAUCCUUCGAAACUUGUAAAUCGCCGAUUUUUCCUGAAAAUGGACAUGAAAACUAUGAAAUGUUCAUGAAAACUCACCGAAAUAUCAACAAACAUGAUUCCUGAUGUGCUGCGUUAGUCGAAAACCGAUUUUCAUCACAAAACUCCGUUUUUUUGCGAAAAAAAACGAAAAAAAAAUAAAAGUAAAAAAAAAGUCUGCAAACACCGCACACCGCCGCCCAAAAAUGCACUAGAUUAUCUAGAACUCGGCGGGCGUUCAAAUUCGAAUUAUUUUUUUUCAACCUUGCGCCAUUUCUAUCAACGCACAUAUUUUGAAUGAUUUCUGGUUGGAAAGUAUGUAGAAAAGUAAGCAAAAUCAAGAUAUUGGGCCAGCCUGAACCUCAGUUUUAAAAGUUGUCUAUUUCUUUAAGCGCAUGUACCUUUAAAUACUUCCAAAAUUGUGGAAGAACCGAAUAUUCAAUUUUUCACAGUUUUUGAGCUCCUUGCCACCUUUGAUAAUUCAAAAAUUUCCAGAAAAAACUCGAUUUGGAGCUCUCAAACAAAUCACUGAACAGCAAUGAAUGUCUGAAUAUCUGCUAUCGAUCUCAUCGAAUUUUUAUGAAAGAAAUUGCGGCGAUUUUGAUGUUAUCAUUGAAUCGAGGAUCAACUGCGAGAAUUUUGAAAAUGGUGAGGUUUUUGAUAAAAAAUUUUUUAAAUUCAGGCUAAAAAUGAUGAUUUUCCUGAAAAAUUUAUCAUUUUUUGUUGCAGAUGGUCACAAGUGUUUCGGAAUCUUCGACUUCUUGUAUCUCUGAUGACGCAGUUUCAGCUGAUCGACAUUAUCAAGAAUUUUUGAAGAAUUUAUCGCUUUUUCUGGAUCGUAAGUGCUUUUUUUACCUUAAAAUACCUUAAUUUAACCCUAACAUGAGAAAUGCUGUGUUUAGCUUUAAAAUAAUGCUCUUAACAUGAACAAUGCCAUAUUUACACUCAAAAUAAUGCUCUUAACAUGAGCAAUGCGAAAAAAUUUCUUUCAGUUUGCCGCCAGGAUCGUCUUCGCUACUCCCUCUACAAAUCUCUCGAAUUUUCCGAAGAAUCGACAGAUUUUGGACGCAAAUCCGCAUUUUCCUCGUAUUCCGAUGAUAUUAGUUGUAGAUCAUAUUGA